Molecule: messenger RNA, 858 nt
Organism: Manihot esculenta (cassava)
Lineage: Eukaryota; Viridiplantae; Streptophyta; Magnoliopsida; Malpighiales; Euphorbiaceae
Product: 40S ribosomal protein SA-like
Exons: 6
Coding region: 1-858 (285 amino acids)
Biological process (GO): cytoplasmic translation; ribosomal small subunit assembly
Cellular component (GO): 90S preribosome; cytosolic small ribosomal subunit; ribosome
Molecular function (GO): structural constituent of ribosome
Source: RefSeq, a predicted model, not a curated record
AUGAUGUUGGCUGCCGAAGUCCACCUCUGCACAAAGAACUGCGACUUCCUGAUGGAACAUUACGUUUUCAAGCGCCACAAUGAUGGAAUUUAUAUUAUUAAUCUUGGAAAGACAUGGGAAAAACUUCAAUUGGCUGCCCGGUCUGUAAGGCCUUAUGGUCAAAGAGCAGUCCUCAAGUUUUCCCAAUACACUGGUGCCCAUGCUAUUGCUGGAAGGCACACUCCUGUUACAUUCACUAACCAGCUCCAAACAUCUUUGAGCGAGCCUCGUCUCUUGAUCCUCACUGAUCUAAGAACUGAUCACCAGCCUAUCAAGGAAUCUUCUCUUGGAAACGUUCCAACCAUUACCUUCUGUGACACUGAUUCUCCUAUGCGGUAUGUGGAUAUUGGCAUUCCUGCUAAUAACAAAGGGAAGCACAGUAUUGGAUGCCUAUUUUGGCUCUUGGCAAGAGUGGUUCUGCAGAUGCGUGGCACUAUUCCUCAAGGGCACAAGUGGAAUGUUAUGGUGGACUUAUUCUUCUACAGAGAACCUGAGGAGACCAAGGAACAGGAAGAGGAGGAAGCGGUAGCAAUUGCUGGUUAUGCACUCCCUGCUGCUGAUUUUGGACUUGCUUCUGCUGAUUGGGGUGCCCAAAUUAUUGAUGGCCAGUGGAAUGUUGAAGCAGUUCCACCACCUAUUUCAACUGUUCCCGCUGCCGUAUAUCCAGAUCAAGUGGUGGUGAUUUUGGCCCCUGACAUAAUAUCUUUAUGUGUUCCUACUUCAAGUGAAUGGGAUGCUGCGCCAGCUCCAGCUCCAGCUCCACUCCAAUUUGUUGCUGCAGUAGCACCUGCACCUUCUGCUACUCGCUGGGAUGAGUGA